AGUCUUUGUGCAGGCUAGAGCUCUUGACAGUGAACAAUAAAACAUAUGCUAGCAGCUAUAAAAUACUGCUUUGGGAAAAAAAUGGUCUAUUUUUAUGCAGAAGGCAUUUCGAAUCUAUGAGAUUUCUAUGUUUUAGAAAGCCGUAAUCAUCCAGAUUCUAUGGAUUGUAAUUAGAUGCUGUGCAUAGGAAGAGUGCAUGGAUUGGGGAAAAGCAGUGUGAGCAGACACAUGUGACAGCACUGCAGCUAUGAGUGGGAUUCUGAAGAGGAAAUUUGAAGAAGUCGAUGGAUCUUCACCUUGUUCUUCUAUCCAGGAAUCAGAUGAAGACAUAUCCGGUAGUGAAAGUGGGGACAGUUUUGACAGUGUCAAUCCUUCGAGCUCAAGUCAUGUCACACCAUCAUCCAUUCUAAAGCGAGAGAAGAGGCUGAGAGCCAAGAAUGUGCGCUUCAACUGUGUCACAGUGUAUUAUUUCACCAGGCGACAAGGCUUCACCAGUGUACCCAGUCAAGGCGGAAGUACCUUGGGGAUGUCCAGCCGUCACAACAGUAUACGUCAGUACACUCUGGGAGAGUUUGCUCUAGAGCAAGACCGGCUGCAUAAGGAAAUGUUGAGAGAUCAUCUGCGAGAAGAAAAACUCAACUCUCUGAAACAGAAGAUUACAAAGAAUGGCACAAUAGAGUCUGAUGAAGCCAACAUUCUCACACUGGAUGAUAUUUCAGAUGAUGACAUUGACUUGGAUAACACAGAAGUAGAUGAAUAUUUCUUUCUACAACCUCUGCCAACAAAGAAACGGCGAGCCUUGUUGCGGGCAUCGGGGGUGAAGAAGAUUGAUGUGGAAGAGAAACAUGAGCUGCGAGCAAUCCGGCUGUCCAGAGAAGACUGUGGCUGUGACUGCAGAAUAUUUUGUGACCCGGAAACUUGCACAUGCAGCCUUGCAGGCAUCAAAUGUCAGGUGGAUCGUAUGUCUUUUCCAUGUGGAUGUUCUAAAGAAGGAUGUAGCAAUACCGCUGGCCGAAUUGAGUUUAACCCAAUCCGAGUACGGACACAUUUUUUGCACACAAUCAUGAAGCUUGAACUAGAAAAAAAUAGAGAACAACAGCUCUCUGCAGCUAAUGGUUGCCCUGCAGAAGUUGGUACACUUGCCAAUUCAAUGGUCCAGUCAGGCCACCCCAUAGAGUAUUCGGUUGCUGAGAACUUUGCGGUUGAAAGUGACCCUCAGACUGCCAUGAUGCACUUUCAGAAUUCUGAUGAGUUGGACUGUAGUGGUGAAGAAGAGGAGGAGGAAGAGGAUGAUGAGGAGGAAGAUGGAAGCAGCUACUGCAGUGAAGCAACGGAUUCCAGCACUCAAAGUUUAGCGCCAAGCGAGUCAGAAGAAAAUGACGCUGAGGACGAUGACGAAGACUGUGACAAAUCAGAUGACUUUAAUGAUGCAAUUGUACCCCAUGAUGACAAUCUACCUGUAUCUUCAGUCUUCUGCUAUUCUGAUGCCAAUGCUUUGCAUGAAAACCAUUUAAAAAAUUCUCCAUAUUAUACUAACCCCUCAACCCUGUACUAUCAAAUAGACAAUAAUAAUUCUGCUGCCACAAGCCAGCUCACAGAGGUCUACUCAGAUCGGGACUCGCUGAAAAAUGGGGCUACAAAUAUGGUGCCUUACAACAUGAGACCAGAGCAGUACAAGUAUGUUGACUAUUCAAGCCAGUCGGUUGAAGAAUACACCAAUAGUCAUUAUACAUCAUCAAGUCCCUCAGUGAUAGUUUGCCGAGCAGCUUCAGAAAACGACAAUGGUCACUGCAAUCCUUUGUACGCUGAACAUCGGUCAAGUCUCCCACCAGUAGGGUUCUGCUCAUAUUUAAAAAGCCCUUCAUCUGAAGGAUAUGUAUCAAAUUUAAAUGGUAAUGGUCACCAUGUACCUGACCUUAAUGAUAAUGCCAUAGCACUCUCCGAGACAAAUAAACUUCAUGAGGAUUGCAUGAAAUCCCCGGUAGUGGAGACUGUUCCAGUUUAACGGUGUAUAAAUGAAAUGAAAAACGUCUUGGAUUUUUUUUCCUCCAAUACGAUUUACUGAUUUCCUACAAAACUGAAGUCAACACCAAGGAAAUGGAGAUGAACACGUUAUUGUCCUAGUCUUACUCGACUUUGAGAUUUAUGUUUUUAUGUUAACAUAAUGACCAUGGCAAUGCACAACAACACUGUUUAACAAUGUAUAAAAAAAAGUAUCUAAACAGAUUUGUUUAUUAGGAAAUGUUAAUUUUAAAUAUGUUAAUCUUUAUAUAUUUCAGAAAUGGCCUUCUAUCAAAAAGGUAACAUCUGCCAAACCAACACAAUCAAUCUUUGUAAAGCUGAUUUACGGGUCUGUGCAAGAUUGCUCAGCUCUGAUUCUUUUGCAACCUGUGGAUUUCUGAUUGGUUGAAUUGCAAGUAAGAGCACCUGUCAUUUGGGGAUUUUUUUAUGCCACCAGAAAUGUCACAGGUUGCUAAGCUUGUCUUAAAUAUUGAUAUCUCAAAUUUAGAGAAAAAGACUUAAUGUGAUUUUGUGUUUAAAAUAUUAUGGGUACUUGUGAUUUAUUAUUUAUGAAAGUUCUGUGAAAUUGUUUAGUGUAUUUUUUUUCUAUUUAUAUUGACAAAUAGACGCAUGUUCAUAAAAAAAAAAGUAAAAUACGUCACAGCAUAUCACGACACGCCCUUACAGAAUUGGAACUGUGCUAUGCAGAAGCGCUUAACUGGUGGUAGGAUUGAAGUAAAGGAUACCCAAUAAUAAUUGGAUUUAAACAUUAAAAUUGUUGGUUCGUA
Rana temporaria (common frog) is the source of this 2789-nucleotide messenger RNA. RefSeq names its product cysteine and serine rich nuclear protein 3 (gene CSRNP3). The transcript has 5 exons. Lineage: Eukaryota; Metazoa; Chordata; Amphibia; Anura; Ranidae. Gene Ontology annotation, cellular component: nucleus. Gene Ontology annotation, molecular function: sequence-specific DNA binding; DNA-binding transcription factor activity, RNA polymerase II-specific. The coding region runs from base 248 to 2005 and encodes 585 amino acids. Gene Ontology annotation, biological process: regulation of transcription by RNA polymerase II. The record is from RefSeq and is a predicted model, not a curated record.